UUUCACUAUUCGCGUGUCCCACAGAAUGGCUGGCGUUCUGUUCCGUCGGUCACAAGGUCCCCCUGACGCGCAGACGAAACGGUAGGAUGGGUCACACGUAACGGCCCCUGUCCAGGUGAUUGGAAAGCUAUCGUAGGCUUACAAAACGUAUUUCUCUCUUCCUCUCCCACUAAUUCGCAUGGAUUGCUAUCACUCGCAAGCCAAGGUUAAUGCCGAUCGCUACGAUAUGACACCGAAAAACCGACAAAGUCCCCUUGCGUGUGAUAAUUGCCUUGAGCACAAAACUGUGUGCAAUCCAUUGCCUGGCGGUCAAAAACACUCUGCCUGCGAGCGCUGUGCCCGAAAGGCGCUCCGUUGCGAGUUUGCGUGGGAGAAACCAUCGCACAAAUCGAACGAUGCUAUACCAACGACUUCGCGCACCACUCAGCACGUGUACUCUGAAGCUCCUCUUCCUCCUCCUGCUUCUCAUCCAGUCGAUCCCAGUAAGCCACUGGUGAUACCAGGGCGCGUGCCGAAAUUGCCGUACACUGGCCCACCGCCGUCAUUUUCCGCCCCCCGCUACGCUGAUGGGCGGUAUCCGGAUCUUCGUCUGGAUUCAGACUCGAGCUCAAGCCUACCCACGACUUCCACGACCCCUCCGACACCA
Mycena citricolor is the source of this 646-nucleotide messenger RNA. NCBI's taxonomy places the organism in Eukaryota, Fungi, Basidiomycota, Agaricomycetes, Agaricales, Mycenaceae. The record is from the annotation of a GenBank genome assembly.